AUGGAGAUCGAGAAGGAAGUGAAGAAGAUGACACUUGGGCACGAGUUUGGUGCGGGCGCCGCCUGCCUUAAGUGUAAAGACAAGUGUGAGGGCUUUGAGCUUCAUUUCUGGAGAAAAAUCUGUCGUAACUGCAAGUGUGGGCUCGCAGAGCACAAUGUGCAGAUGAACUCUGAGGAGAACAAAAAGGUGGGGAAGCUUUUUGAGGACACCAAGUACACUGGCCUUAUAGCAAAACUGAAGACGGAUGGUGUCCCUGUGUACCGUGGCAAUGCCAUCACCAUCACACUGGCCAACGUACUGCCGGUCAACAAUGACACGCCUCUCAAGUCUGUCACGUAUGAGUGGGCUCCCCCUGUUGCCAAUAAAUAUGUGGCUGUGCGCUACAUUGAGCUCCUUCCGCCUGAGAAGCGGCCUGUGAUGGGCACAGAAGGCGCCGCUUACCGCCGGCAGCAGAUGGCCCGCCAGCUGCCUGAGCACGACCAAGAUCCAUCUAAGUGCCACGAGCUGAGCCCGGCCGAAGUCAAGAAGAUGCAGCAGUUUGUGCGCAAAUACAAGGAUGAGGCAUUGGGUGUUGGCGACGUGAUGCUGCCAGAAGAGAUGGUUCUAAUGCAGGCGGCAGCGGGUCAGGGUGGACCAGGAGGAGCUGGAGGUACUAAAACGGCAGGGCCAGGAGCACUGGGUCUCAAAGGGGUCGCUGCAGCUGGAGCUGAAGCGGCCGGGUCCAAGCCAGUUAGUGGUGCUGUUGGUACCGCAUCCACUGCCGGAGCCAUGGCCACCUCAGGAGCCCCACAGCAAAACUUCUCAUGUCGCCGCUGUGAUCAGCCCAUGCGUGUCGGUGACCCGGCUGUAUACGCCGAGCGGGCCGGCUACGACAAGCUGUGGCACCCGGCCUGCUUUGUGUGCUGCACCUGCGAUGAGCUCCUAGUAGACAUGAUCUACUUCUGGAAGCGUGGGAAGCUCUACUGCGGACGCCACUAUGGCGACAGUGAGAAGCCGCGCUGUGCUGGCUGCGAUGAGCUUAUCUUCAGUAAUGAGUAUACUCAGGCUGAGGGCCAAAACUGGCACCUGAAGCACUUCUGUUGCUUUGACUGUGACCUGGUCCUGGCAGGAGAGACAUACGUGAUGGAGCAGGACAAGCCCGUCUGCACGCCCUGCUACAUGGACAACUAUGCUGUGAAAUGUUCAGGAUGCGGUGAAGCGGUGGAACCCGAAGCUCAGCGUGUCUCGUACGGUGCGCACCACUGGCAUGCGGCACCACAAUGCUUCAAGUGCUCUGGCUGUGCCAAAGUUCUGAUAGGCCAGCGCUUCAUGGCGGCGCAAGACAAACUCUUCUGCUCAGUCGAAUGCAAAAGGAAUUGCGCCACCUAA
Nerophis lumbriciformis (worm pipefish) is the source of this 1368-nucleotide messenger RNA. NCBI's taxonomy places the organism in Eukaryota, Metazoa, Chordata, Actinopteri, Syngnathiformes, Syngnathidae. The record is from RefSeq and is a predicted model, not a curated record.